Molecule: messenger RNA, 8943 nt
Organism: Coregonus sp. 'balchen'
Lineage: Eukaryota; Metazoa; Chordata; Actinopteri; Salmoniformes; Salmonidae
Source: the annotation of a GenBank genome assembly
AUGCAGUCGGCACCAGCAGGUUUGUGGGACCCCCAUGGACCCCAGUCUGAAGAUGUCUCCCCCCUCCCCCUCCCCCUGUAUCCACCCUCCGCCUGUCGCCUCUCCCAUUUGAUUGCCGCGCCACCGGCUAAGCGAAUCACCUUCUACAAGAGAGGCGACGAUCAGUUUGCGGGAGUGAGGAUGGCGGUCCACAAACGCAGCUUCAAAUGCUUUGACGCACUACUGGACGACCUGUCGCAGAAGGUCAGAAUAUACACGUGAACACACACACACACACACACACACACACACACACACACACACACACACACACACACACACACACACACACACACACACACACACACACACACACACACACACGUACACACACACACACACACACACACACACACGUACACACACACACACACACACGUGAACACACACACACACACACAGUCCACACACACACACACACACACACACACACACGUACACACACACACACACACACGUGAACACACACACACACACACACACACAGACAUUAAACCCUUGAUGUGGUGGUGGUGAACCCGAACGUGUAUCUGUGUGUAGGUGCCCCUGACAUUUGGGGUGCGCACAGUCACCACCCCCAGAGGAAUCCACAGUAUUAAACAUCUAGAGCAGCUGGAGGAUGGGGGGUGUUACCUCUGCUCUGACAGGCGGCAGGCUAAACCAAUCAACAUGGAGCUGGCUGGCAAACGCCCCGCCCUCUGGCACCACAACAGGUGGGUGUUUUGUAUGAAUAUCUGUGUGUAUAUAACAGUGUAAAUAUGAUGUGUGUGUGCGUGUGGUGUCUGUGUGUGUUGUUUAUCAUGUGUAUGGCAGUGGCGGUCGGGGACGUUUAAGAUGAGGGAGGACGAUUAUAAUUUUUUAUGAGCGUGGCCUUAUUUCUAUUACACCAUAUUGGAUGACUGUCGUUCAUAUUCCAUUCACCCAGUUCAAUGUAACAUCAAUAGGUUUAGGCUGCUACGUCAUACCUGAAUUGUCCCUGUACCCAUCAUGAGGUUGCUACAACCUAGCCUAUGAAUGAAAGUUUACAACAUAGGUGCGCAGGUCGGGAGAAAAUGUUUGAGUGAUCAAGGUGACAGACAGUGACACAGUCAAUACCGCCUUGCACACGCUUGCCUGCAUCUAGCUGAACUAGGGGUGUAAUCAUUAGUCCAACAGAUGCAAACAAGAGUUUCUAUUGUACAAAUUCAGGUAUGUUAAUCCCCGUUUCGUUACGUUUGCUUCCGUUUAAGAAAGAUUUUUCAACCGAAUCGGCGGGAUGAAUACACCCGUGAUCACACGCAAACACAGUUCACUUUCAUAGCAGCCACAUACAAACAGCAUGAUCAUUUUGCUCGUUGUAUAAUUCCUUCUCGCAUCUACGCGCUCUCCUCCUCUCACCUUUUCCCUUUGCUUGUGGACAUCAGCUGUCUGUGACCAAGCGAAAAAAACUUUCCAAGCCAAACCUUCAUAUCAUAACCGCUAACCACUACACACAGCCUACAUUGUUGUCACAAUAUUAGCUAACGUCAUAGUCAACAUAGCUACUAGAACUAACACGUUAGUAAACCGGCUACAAUCAUUCAGUACAGUGUACAGUCAGCAAGCAGUUUAGCAGUUACACCGGCUUAUCUUGACUUGGAAGAGUUCCAGUGUUGGGUAGCCAUAGCCAGCUAGCUAACAUAGCAUCCCUCUCUGUUUGAGCCAGGUGUUUGAGUAGGCUAAACUAGCUAGCUACAAUUACUAGCUAAGUGAAAGUUUUAAAAAAAUACAUUUAACUAAAGCUAGCUCUCUCUCUCUUGCUUCUCCUUCAAAACUGUUCAACUAUUGUCUUUCUCUCUCUUUCAGUGAACUACUCACCAUAUUUUAUGCACUGCAGUGCUAGCUAGCUGUAGCUUAUACUUUCAACUCUAGAUUCAUUCUCUGAUCCUUUGAUUGGGUGGACAACAUGUCAGUUCAUGCUGCAAGAGCUCUGAUAGGUUGGAGGAUGUCCUCCGGAAGUUGUCAUAAUUACUGUGUAAGUCUAUGGAAGGGGGUGAGAACCAUGAGCCUCCUAGGUUUUGUAUUGAAGUCAAUGUUCCCAGAGGAGGACGGAAGCUAGUUGUCCUCCGACUACACCAUGGUGCUACCCUACAGAAUGCUGUUGAGGCUACUGUAGACCUUCAUUGCAAAACAGUGUUUUAAUCAAUUAUUUGGUGACGUGAAUGUAUGUAGUAUAGUUUUAACUAAAAAGGAUAACUUUUUUAAUGUUUCACUAUUUUUAUUUUUAUAAAAUUCACUGAAGAGGAUAGUCCACCCCUUCUGCCUCUGAGGAGCCUCCACUGGUGUAUGGUGUGUGUGUGGUCACGGUGUGUGUGUUCACGGUGUGUGUGUGUUCACGGUGUGUGUGUGUUCACGGUGUGUGUGUGUUCACGGUGUGUGUGUCCCACUACAGCCGCCGAGUGCCACAGCGACCAGCAGAAGACCCUCCCCCUCCCACUGCUCCAAGCCACACCCCUACACGGCAGCGGCGCAUCCUAUUGGUCAGGAACAGCGACCCAGCGGUAAGGAGGAGUGUGAUUCUGAGCCGCCGCUCGACCCGAAGCCUCCGAGUGUUUCUGGAAGACAUCUCGGAACUGAUGCGGUGUCACGUCAGGAAAUUAUACACACUAGAGGGACGCAAGGUACGUCUGGGAGUGGGGGGGGGGGGGGGGGGGGGGGGGGGGGGGGGGGGGGGGGGGGAUAGGGCUGGUAGUGUGGUGUCUUGUGGGGGGGGAUAGGGCUGGUAGUGUGGUGUAUUGGGGAGGGGGAUGAUAGGGCUGGUAGUGUGGUGUCUUGGGAAGGGGGGGAUUGGGCUGGUAGUGUGGGUGUCUUGGGAAGGGGGGGGAUAGGGCUGGUAGUGUAGUGUCUUGGGGAGGGGGGGGGAUAGGGCUGGUAGUGUGUUGUCUUGGGGAGGGGGGGAUAGGGCUGGUAGUGUGGUGUCUUGGGGAGGGGGGGAUAGGGCUGGUAGUGUAGUGUGUCUUGGGGAGGGGGGGGGAUAGGGCUGGUAGUGUGGUGUCUUGGGGAGAGGGGGAUAAGGCUGGUAGUGGGUGUCUGGGGGGGGAUAGGGCUGGUAGUGUAGUGUCUUGGGGGGGGGGAUAGGGCUGGUAGUGUGGUGUCUUGGGGAGGGGGGGAUAGGGCUGGUAGUGUGUUGUCUUGGGGAGGGGGGGAUAGGGCUGGUAGUGUGGUGUCUUGUGGAGGGGGAUAGGGCUGGUAGUGUAGUGUCUUGGGGAGGGGGGAUAGGGCUGGUAGUGUGUUGUCUUGGGGGGGGCUGGUAGUGUGUGGUGUCUUGGGAGGGGGGGAUAGGCCUGGUAGUGUGGUGUCUUGUGGAGGGGGGAUAGGGAUGGUAGUGUGGUGUAUUGGGGGCCGGGGAGAUUAAGGAUGGUAGUGUUGGAGAGUUUGUCUUGUGGGGGCGGGAUAGCGGAUGGUAGUGUCGGUUCUUUUUGUAAUGGGGAGGGGAUAGGGAUGGUAGGUGGUAGGUCGUAUUGGGGAGGGGGAUAGGGCUAGGUAGUGUGGUGUAAUUGGGGAGGGGAUAGGCGCUGGUAGUGUGGUUUGUUUGGGGUGGGGGCGUAGCGACGGGUAGUGUAGAUGUAUUAGUGCGGGAUUAGGGAUGGUAGUGUGGGUGUAUGGGGGGGGGGAUUAGAGUUGGUAGGUGGUGGUCUUGUGGAGUGGAGGUGGGGGUUGGGGGGGGGGGGGGGGUUUAGGAGCUGGUUAAUUUGGUGUCCUGUAUGUCGGAGCGGCUGGUGUAGGGCUUGGUAGUUGUGAUGUCUUGGGGAGGGGUGGAGGGCUUGGAUGAGCGGGGUAGGGCUGGGAGCAGUGUGGUGGGUUUUGGGGAGGGGGGGGGUGGAAGGUCUUUGGCCUUGCAAAAAAGAUUCAUCACCCUUGCGUUUUUCUAUUUGUUGCAUUACAACCUGUAUGUAAAUUGAUUUUUAUUUGGAUUUCAUGUAAUGGAAACAUACAACAAAAUAGUCCAAUUUGGUGAAGUGAAAUUUAAAAAAUAACUUGUUUCAAAUAAUUCUAAAAAAUAAAUAACGGAAAAGUGGUGCGUGCAUAUGUAUUCACCCCUUUGCUAUGAAGCCCCUAAAUAAGAUCUGGUGCAACCAAUUACCUUCAGAAGUCACAUAAUUAGUUAAAUAAAGUCCACCUGUGUGCAAUCUAAGUGCCACAUGAUCUUUCACAUGAUCUCAGUAUAUAUACACCUGUUCUGAAAGGCCCCAGAGUCUGCAACACCACUAAGUAAGGGGCACCACCACAAAGUAAGGGGCACCACCAAGCAAGCAGCACCAUGAAGACCAAGGAGCUCUCCAAACAGGUCAGGGACAAAGUUGUGGAGAAGUACAGAUUAGGGUAGGGUUACAAAAAAAAUUCAUAAACUUUGAACAUCCCACGGAGCACCAAUAAAUCCAUUAUUUAAAAAAUUGAAAGAAUAUGGCACCACAACAAACCUGCCAAGAGAGGGCCGCCCACCAAAACUCACGGACCAGGCAAGGAGGGCAUUCAUCAGAGAGGCAACAAAGAGACCAAAGAUAACCCUGAAGGAGCUGCAAAGCUCCCAAGCGGAGAUUGGAGUAUCUGUCCAUAGGACCACUUUAAGCCAUACACUCUACAGAGCUGGGCUUUACGGAAGAGUGGCCAGAAAAUAGCCAUUGCUUAAAGAAAAAAAAUAAGCAAACACGUUUGGUGUUCGCCAAAAGUAAUGUGGGAGACUCCUCAAACAUAUGGAAGAAGGUACUCUGGUCAGAUGAGACUAAAAUUGAGCUUUUUGGCCAUCAAGGAAAACUAUAUGUCUGGUGCAAACCCAACACCUCUCAUCACCCCGAGAACACCAUUCUCACAGUGAAGCAUGGUGGUGGCAGCAUCAUGUUGUGGGGAUGUUUUUCAUCGGCAGGGACUGGGAAACUGGUCAGAAUAAAGGAAUGAUGGAGGCGCUAACUACAGGAAAAUUCUUGAGGGAAACCUAUUUGUCUUCCAGGGAUUUGAGACUGGAACGGAGGUUCACCUUCCAGCAGGACAAUGAUCCUAAGUAUACUGCUAAAGCAACACUCGAGUGGUUUAAGGGGAAACAUUUAAAUGUCUUGGAAUGGCCUAGUCAAAGCCCAGACCUCAAUCCAAUUCAGAAUAUGUGGUAUGACUUAAAGAUUGCUGUACACCAGGGGAACCCAUCCAACUUGAAGGAGCUGGAGCAGUUUUGCCUUGAAGAAUGGGCAAAACCCCCAGUGGCUAGAUGUGCCAAGCUUAUAGAGACAUACGCUAAGAGACUUGCAGCUGUAAUCGACUUUGCAAAAAGGGGCGUGAGAUAUAAAAAUCCGGCCAGAAUGUGGUUUUAAGCCGUUGUGGUCCUCUCGCAUUUUCGCUCUGUGUAUUCUUCGAUGUGGGUCCCUGUCCCAACCUUUACCCUACUCCCAUACCCCUCUCUUGAUAGUCCUUCCACCCAUCCUCGCAGAAGCUCGCCCCCCUCGUUCGGCUAGCGUCUCUUUUUAUUUUUCUUUGUACGACCCUGUUCUCAAUUUUUCCCUCCUUGCUCGCGGGCUGUGGGCACACGCUUUUCUUCUUCGCCCUCGGGGGGGGGUGGGCACGGUCGAAAAUUUCCAUGGCGGGGCGGGCCUCCCCCUUCCCCAUUGAAUGGAAUGGCGUUUGGGAUGGUGAAUUAGUAUGCGACGCUCAAGUUUCUGUUUUUUUGUGUCUUAUUUUCUUGUGUUUGUUUCACCCAAAAAAAUAUUUUGUAUCUUCAAAGUGGUAGGCAUGUUGUGUGAAACAAAUGUACUAAAAAACCCCCAAAAAACAAAUUGCAAUUCCAGGUUGGUAAGGCAACUAAAAUAGGGAAAAAUGCCAAGGGGGGUGAAUUACUUCCGCAUCCAAGCCCGAAAAGGGAGGUGCACCGUAUGGACACCGGGGUUCGAUCUCGGCUGAUUAGAUCGCAGUCUUCAAUCUUACUCUAAUUCAAAGCUCUAUUUCGCCUCGCUCCAUUCACACUCCUUCAUACGCGUUCUCCAUGCUAUGUUUUUCAUAGCUCCUCUCUCUCCUUCAUUUCCCCCUGCCACAUAGCAACGUGAAUUCCGCACGUUUUCUAGACAGUUGUUCCCUUGCCCCACUACAUUCAUAUAUCCCCGCUCAUUCGCUUCCUACCGUAUUGUAGUAUCCCGUAACCCUGGUACUUCAAACUCUGGAGGGGCUGAUGACACCCUCCCUCCUCUUGUCAGUUUUCGAGCCAGAAUUGAUUAUAGCUGUAAAAGCGGCUUCUAAAUACCCCUGUUUACUAGUCGCCCUCGCCAAAAAUAUGCAGCCCGUCCUUUCCUGUCGUUCGUUCCUCCCGAGACAGCCGUUUUUCGCUUUCGCCGACUCUCACGCCCCUAUAGCCCCCGCCCGGGUUUCUGAUGUAGAACCACAUAAAGCCUUCGGUUGCAUUCGUGCUUUACAUGACUUGCUAUCUAUCCCCCCUAAUCUGCCUGUGAAACAGAAGCAAUCGUAAAUUUCUUGUGCUACUUACGCUGCUCCCAACAACGCCGUACCGUUAUGUUGUCCCCCAUCUUCUGCCUGCUACUUUGUUGUGUGCGCCUAGCGCGUGACUACACCCCUCAGUAAAAGUGCUUAACGACCAACUCCAACGCUUUACCCAAAAUUAGACCUUGAUGGACACGACCUUCCCGUCUUAUCACAAAAAGGACCGUUACCGCUGUUCUCCAUGAGGAGAGUCCCACCUAAUACUCAUAAACCUAUGGGAAUGUCCGCAACGCCUCCUCUCGCCAUCAUGACACGCUCCCUUAGUGUGACAUCCCCGUGGAAGCACUCUCCUUUCAAUUUAAAGAACUAAAUCAAUUACCAUUAUCUUUACUUGAUAUGUCGAAAUGAAUUACUUAUGACCCAUUAUAUCUCCAACUAUAUAUUUAGAUUAUGUUUUUGACGAGAAUUUCCAAAUCCUUAUUACUUUUUUAGCCCGUUCUCCCUUCUGACCCACCUCUCUAGUAUUGACCACCCUCUCGCACUUUACAAAAGAUUGUGAAAAGUAUCACUCGACGCACAAAAAGCCCCGCGUUUCCGAAAAGUAUGCGACUACUCUCCAGCCAUGUUAGCGGGACGAAUUUACGGUAAAUCCCUAUGUUCCCUCUUCUGACUGCGUUAUACUUUACCACUCCCCCCGGUCGCUCCUUCCACGCCUUUUACUUCUCCCAUGUCCCACUCCCUCUCAUCCUCCACGCCAUUUGCCAUUUGCUCGUGGCCUAUUAUUCCGCUUUCUUACCCCCUUCGCUAUCCUCUCCCUAGGUACUGUCCCUUUACCCCUCUACUUUGCCCUGUCUUAAUCUUCCCUCCCCCACCCGACCUCGUUCGUCUGUACUUGCCUGAUCAAUGCCGUCUGAUCUUAGGGAUUCGGGAAUCAGGUAAGGCGCGCGAGUGAUGAUAUCGCACCCGAUCGUACACCGAGUAUAUAUUGUGGAUUGUCAUCACAAGCCUGACCCCUUAUUUACCCAUCAUCUCACGGAUGGGUGUCCCUGUUUAGAGAUCCGGGGAAAAGUUGAUUCAAGAAAAGAACAGAACCAUUGGGGCAUUUUAAGGUAAAUGUAAGUCGUGUUUGGGUAAGCUGAGAUGAGAGGUCAGUUGUUGAGCUGCUCGUUGCAACUGUUGCAUUAUGAACACUAGCCCGCCUGAAAACGGAAGCGGCGAGAAUGAUCGAGUGGAGAAAUGGAAGGGGGUGGGGGGGAAGGGAAGGGGGGAUGGAAAUAAAAAAAAGUACGGUGAGUGGGGGAGUGGUGUAAGCGAAAAGAAAGGGUAAAGAGAGAGUCAGAGAGGUGAGUAGAAGAGAAGAAAAGAGAGAGGAGAGAGGGUAGAUGGGAAGAUAGAGAGAGAGAGAGAGAGAGUAGAGAGAGACGAGCGAGGAGAGAGAGAGCGAGAUGCGAGAGAGAAGAAGGAAAAGAGAGCAAGGAGGAGAAGAGAAGAGAGAGAGAGAGAGAAGAGAGAGAAGAGAGGCGUAACGAGGUGCGAGGACAAAGAUAGGAAGAGAGAGAGAGAGAGUAUCGAGAGAGAUCUCUAGAUAUAUAGAUAGAGUUAUAGCGAUCGAAUAAGAUGAGUGAAUAGCGAGCUAUAUCUCUAGGUCUCUCUCACUGCGCAGAGAUCUAGCUAGCUCAUGUACCCUUCUCUAGCAUCUCUUCGUCUCUCUCUAAAUUUCCCCUCUCUCUCUAUCUCUCUCUCUCUCUCUCUCUCGAUCUCUCAUCCCUCUCUCUCCUCUCUCUCUCUCUUUCUCUCUCUCCUUUCCUGGUAGUGAACUUUGGUCUGGAGACUAAGAAGAGCAUCAUUCAUCCUCGCUCAGACUCUUCAAACCGCUCCACCCGUUUCUCUCUCUCCUCUGAGAAGUCCUACGCUAACGGCCUCGGCACCUGUCCCCACUCCCACAGCGGCAGGGAGGCGGUGCUGAACGAUGACAUAGAGAAGCGUGUGCUGGUGAACAAAGAUGGCAGCCUGUCUGUGGAGAUGAGGGUGCGGUUCCAUCUCCAAAACGACGAGAAAGUCCAAUGGUCCACGGAGAUUAAGAAGUCUCCCUCUGACUCUCUGACCAAUGACUGCUGUCCGCUCAGUGAAGCCCAGCCCUGCUACCUACAGGUAAACUUUGAUAUGCCUUUUUGCGUUUUGUUGUUUUAUAUUACUCCACUUUUGUAUAUGUUUUUAUUUGUUCAGUAAGCUACUGUGUGUAUGAAAGUGCUUUUCAAAUUGUUAUCGUUAUGUUUCCUACAGCAGGGCCAAUCGGAAAGCUGCUCGGACCCUGACUCCACCUCUUGUGUUGCUGAAGCUGCCGACUACGCUCCCAAGCCUCCACAGCGCUCCCUGAAGGAGCCACAGCCACGCUGUGCCUGCUGCUAUCAGCGACAGGACCCGGAGUAUGACCUCUGGGAAAACUCCCGCCCACAUCCAGACCUCUAA